Aspergillus wentii DTO 134E9 is the source of this 1964-nucleotide messenger RNA. RefSeq lists its product as uncharacterized. NCBI's taxonomy places the organism in Eukaryota, Fungi, Ascomycota, Eurotiomycetes, Eurotiales, Aspergillaceae. The transcript is spliced from 2 exons. Bases 188 to 1810 code for a protein of 540 amino acids. The record is from RefSeq and is a predicted model, not a curated record.
CCAGUGAGUCGAAGACAUACUGGAAAAUAGCAGUAAGGCCGACCAAUUCACCAGAUAGUAUGCCUUCCAUUUCAACCGUUUUGACUUGCUGCAGAGGCCGUUGGUGCUUGAGCUUUGCCACCAGUGGGAUACUGACCGCCGAUGUGAUCAUUGCAAGUCCGAGGCGUUUUCAUCUUUUCUGCGCGACAUGUAUCGGGUGCUCUUGCCAGAAGCACCGGCUCUGCCAGAGUCAUACCCGCCAAUGAAAUACGUGCACGCGAUUGAUACCGGCCUCCACCGCGCUACUAUCUGCGAUCGACUCGGAUACACACCGGCCAAUCACUCCAGUGCCAAGCGGAAACAGGGAUUGGUAGACGACAACCCUCGGCCCCUGCAGCAGCAGCGGACGACCGAAUCCAGGGAAUCAUGCCAGGAACCGGACGACAAUGACACAAUUAGUCAGGUGAGCACACUGGCAGGGCUAGACUUCGAUGCUCAUCAGAGUCAUGAUAUGGGAGAAUCAUUCGAGAGCAAGGCAGUAGGCAAUGAAACCGUACCAAAUGGGGCCAUUGACAAUGGACAAAACCCCGAAGAUACGGUCGAUGAUGCAAUGGCGAGCGGAGACAACGAAGACAGCGAAGAGGAAGAGCCGGAUAAGGACAGUGGCAUCGAUUACACAGAUCCUAGCGAAGGAGAAACGGGCCCACCUCAGUGGCAGGUCGAUUCUGCAGGAUCCACUGCCGAAACGAAUACUGUCAAGUACUGUGGACUUGAAGAACACUCGGGGGGUGACAUUGACCGAAUACUCGAUGAAUACAGCAGGCUUGUACCAGGACCAGCGCCACAGGAGCCCGACGAAUCUUCCGGUGUGGGGUUGGCAGGUCCAGACAUAGAUCACAGGGUCCCAGCAAGGAGCGACUGUAGCGCCACGGCGGGAGAGUUUAACCAACACCAUCUGCCCAGGGGAAGUGGUCAGGUCAAUCAACCGUGUCACCAGAGUUCCCCAGCAGCGGCCCCCUUUCCCGCAUUACCUGAAUACCCACACCUACCACCCCCAUCCAUGCAGCCAUUCCAUACAAGCUCUGGUCCUGCCGAGGAUAUUGACUUGGAGCAACUGGCCAAUGACUGGGAGCUGCCUCCGGACAUGCCAAAUGCCAUUCGCGCCAGCUUUCCUGCUCUGCCACCAUUCCCAGAUGAUGCUUGCCCACCGGCGGGAGGCCAAAAUAGGACUGUGUGUACCAGCCUUGCAAGACAAGCAACUGCUGCUUGUCAUCCAGAGCAAUCUCCUGCGCGCACAUCAAGCAUUGCUUGCACGCGGUGGACGUCUCCGCUUUACUAUGCGAGACAACGGUGGUCCUAUGUGCAGCUUGGCCCGGAGGGCCCGACCAACCUUGUCGCCGUGUGGGAGCAGCUCGCCCAGGUCACGUUGCGGGGCCAGCCCAUGGGACUCGAACGCGCGGACCACCUCAUGCAGCUCGCGUUCAAUAUCGCGUCUGCCGCCGUCUUCCUGGGGAUCAAAAAGCAGCUAACACACCUUCGGGCGAUGAAAGAUGCCCCAAGCAGACCAUUUCAGCGCGGUCUGGCCGGGGUUUUCGCAGCGGGCCACUGGCACAAAACAAACGAGUGUACGUCCCGGAUUGGUAUGGCGCUGACGUGCUGGUACUUUCACUAUCGGCGGCAGUUGGGAACGCAAGAAGGCAGUCCCGACCCCAUGGGCCAGGUUAUUCGUGAGAUACAGGCUGAGAGUUGUCACGGAUCCUACGCAUGCCGUCUCGGUACUAUCAAAUGCCUGCAUAACUCGGUGUGCCGUGUUGGGGACGCACUUAUGUGAUCUUGUCACACCGACUUUAUCUUGCAGUAGAUAGCGUAUACUCAGCUAAAGAUCGAUCGGUCAUCCCCGACAAGAGAUUUGCAAGCUGAGAUUUGGGAGCCAUUUAUACAGCCAUGUUUUGCAAGAGUCUCAUAGAACAUAGUCACUGACACCU